AUGACCUCCCGGUUACGUGCGUUGGGUGGAAGAAUUAAUAAUAUACGCACCUCAGAAUUACCCAAAGAGAAAACUCGAUCCGAAGUCGUCUGCAGCAUCCGCUUUCUAGAUGGCUUGGUACAGACCUUUAAAGCUAAUAAACAAGAUACCGGUCAAGUUCUUCUGGAUAUGGCAUACAACCACUUGGGUGUGACUGAAAAGGAGUAUUUUGGUUUGCAGCAUGGCGAUGACUCAGUAGACUCUCUUAGAUGGCUGGAAUCAAGCAAACCCAUCAGGAAGCAGUUAAAAGGAGGUUUCCCCUGUACUCUGCAUUUUCGAGUAAGAUUUUUUAUACCUGAUCCCAACACACUACAGGAAGAACAAACCAGGCAUUUGUAUUUCUUACAACUGAAGAUGGAUAUUUGUGAAGGAAGGUUAACCUGCCCUCUUAACUCGGCAGUGGUUCUAGCAUCCUAUGCCGUACAAUGUCAUUUUGGAGACUAUAAUUCUUCCAUUCAUCAUCCAGGCUAUCUUUCCGAUAGUCAGUUUAUCCCAGAUCAGAACGAUGACUUCUUAACGAAGGUGGAAUCCCUCCAUGAGCAGCACAGUGGGCUAAAGCAAUCAGAAGCUGAAUCUUGCUUUAUUAACAUAGCACGGACCCUCGACUUCUAUGGAGUGGAGCUGCACAGCGGUAGGGAUCUGCACAAUUUAGAGCUAAUGAUUGGGAUUGCUUCUGCGGGCAUCGCCGUGUACCGAAAAUAUAUUUGCACAAGUUUCUAUCCUUGGGUGAACAUUCUAAAAAUUUCUUUCAAGAGGAAAAAGUUCUUUAUACAUCAGCGACAAAAACAGACUGAAUCCAGGGAACAUAUCGUGGCCUUCAACAUGUUAAAUUACCGAUCUUGCAAAAACUUGUGGAAAUCCUGUGUCGAGCAUCAUACAUUCUUUCAGGCAAAGAAGCUACUACCUCAGGAGAAGAAUGUUCUGUCUCAGUACUGGACUAUGGGCUCUAGGAACCCCAAAAAGUCUGUAAAUAACCAGUAUUGCAAAAAGGUGAUUGGAGGGAUGGUGUGGAACCCAGCCAUGCGGAGAUCAUUAUCAGCGGAACACUUAGAAACCAAGAGCCUGCCUUCUCGGUCCCCUCCCAUCACUCCCAACUGGCGAAGUCCUCGGCUCCGGCACGAAAUCCGAAAGCCUCGGCACUCUUCUGCCGAUAACCUUGCGAACGAGAUGACCUACAUUACUGAAACUGAAGAUGUGUUUUACACGUACAAGGGCUCCCUGUCCCCAAAAGACAGCGAAUCCGAGGUUUCUCAGAACCGAAGCCCGCACCGAGAGAGUAUAUCCGAGAACAAUCCAGCACAAAGCUGCCUGACCCAGAAGUCAUCCAGUUCUGUGUCUCCAUCUUCAAAUGCUCCAGGCUCCUGCUCACCAGAUGGCGUCGAUCAGCAGUUCUUAGAGGAUUUCCACAGGGUGACCAAAGGGGGCUCCACCGAGGACUCCAGCCAGUACUACUGUGACAAGAAUGAUAAUGGUGAUGGCUACUUAGUUUUGAUCCGCAUCACGCCAGAUGAAGAUGGAAAAUUCGGAUUUAAUCUGAAGGGAGGAGUGGAUCAAAAGAUGCCUCUUGUGGUGUCAAGGAUAAACCCAGAGUCACCUGCGGACACCUGCAUUCCUAAGCUGAAUGAAGGGGAUCAAAUUGUGUUAAUCAAUGGCCGGGAUAUCUCAGAACACACGCAUGACCAAGUGGUGAUGUUCAUCAAAGCCAGCCGGGAGUCCCACACGCGGGAGCUGGCCCUGGUGAUCAGGAGAAAAGCUGUGCACUCAUUCGCUGACAUCAAAUCUGAAGAUGAACUGAACCAGCUUUUCCCAGAGGCCAUUUUCCCCAUUUGUCCAGAGGGUGGGGACACCUUGGAGGGAUCCAUGGAACAGCUAAAGAAGGGCCUUGAAAGCGGGACAGUGCUGAUCCAGUUCGAGCAACUCUACAGAAAGAAGCCCGGUCUGGCCAUCACGUUUGCAAAGCUGCCUCAAAAUUUGGACAAAAACCGAUACAAAGAUGUGCUGCCUUACGACACCACCCGGGUCUUAUUGCAGGGAAAUGAAGAUUAUAUUAAUGCAAGCUAUGUGAACAUGGAAAUUCCUGCUGCUAACCUUGUGAACAAGUACAUUGCUGCUCAGGGUCCCCUGCCACACACCUGUGCACAAUUUUGGCAAGUCGUCUGGGAUCAGAAGUUAUCACUCAUUGUCAUGUUGACGACUCUCACAGAGCGAGGGCGGACCAAAUGUCACCAGUACUGGCCCGAUCCUCCCGAUGUCAUGGAACACGGCAACUUUCACAUCCGAUGUCAGUCAGAGGACUGCACCAUCGCUUAUGUGUUCCGAGAAAUGCUGGUCACCAACACUGAGACCGGGGAAGAGCACACUGUGACGCAUCUCCAAUACGUCGCGUGGCCCGACCACGGCGUUCCUGAUGACUCCUCAGACUUUCUGGAGUUUGUCAACUCUGUGAGGUCCCUGCGAGUGGGUGGUGACCCCGUGUUAGUUCACUGCAGUGCUGGAAUAGGGCGCACCGGUGUGCUGGUCACCAUGGAAACAGCCAUAUGCCUAAUUGAGAGAAACCUGCCUGUUUACCCACUGGAUGUUGUCCGGAAAAUGCGAGACCAGCGUGCCAUGAUGGUGCAGACAUCAAGCCAGUACAAGUUUGUAUGUGAAGCAAUUCUUCGUGUUUAUGAAGAAGGCUUAGUCCAAAUGCUGGAUCCCAGUUAAGACAACUGUGAAAAACGUUCAUUCCUCUUUCCCAAGGGCAUCCUCCUUAAGGACAGACGCCUCUCUGGAAGCAGCAAGAGGAAAUUUGUAGGCUGUGGGGAAGGAAUGAGCACAUUUGAAGCCAGGCACUUUAAAGUUCUAAAGAAGAGGUAUCGUGUACAUAGGAACUGUGUAGAUACGCAUGCAGUUACCGCAACAUUUAGGCCCGUUUGUCCUCGGAAAUAAGCAAAAGGGGAUCUCAGUUUGGGGCCUGUCCUAUUGCCUUUCUCCCUAGACGUCACCAUGUUCCUGUAAACCAUCCUUGGGCAAUUGAGAGGGGAGGCCAGCAGUGCUGUUGACCUCCCAGAAACAAGAGGGUGUGGCUACUUGGAGUUGCUUGGAUGUUUUGUGUGUAUAUGUGUAUAGGACUCUAAGGGCUGAGCUUUCUGGGCUUCGAGGCAGAGAUGGGACUGUUAGCUUUCACCCGCCGAUGCUAAGGGAACCCUGAUGAGUGUACUCAGUGGUAGGGUGGUGGGAUUUCAAGCUGAAGGGCGGGCGCUACCUUUUCUGCCCCAUCUCCCUCCCACUUCCCAUAUUCGUGUUUCUGAAAAUCACGUCCAAAAUGCCCCGCUUGCUCCCCGCAUUAAUGACCCGUUCAGGGGCUCACACAGUGCCUGGACCAGGUUAGUAACGUAGGUUCCGGCGAGUUUUCAGUUGAGACUCUGAGAAUGAAGACUCCCUGUGUGUCUUGUCACCCGUCAUUAGGAGCAGGGUGCUUCGGGUUUCCACUUGCCUCUUGCUGUCCCUGCAGAACCCAAGACUGGAAUUGUCGACUACUGAAUCUACUACAUGGAUUGCUGCUACUUCAAGCUAUUAAACUUGAAACACUACGAUUUUCCUGAGGGGAGAUGGGAUAUCAUCUUAAUAUUCAGAAUCUUUGGCCCUUCUGAGGAAAGAUCUAGUCAUGGAGCCAUGGGAAACCCAGCUUCUAGAGGGUUUUCCGUGGAUGUGUGUGGAUGUGUGUGUGUGUGCCCAUGGUAAGUGUUUCUCAGGAUUCCUAACUUGAUUCAAAUUACAGUUGAGUUUCUAUAAAGAAUGAGUCUCUGUAUAGAAGAACAAAUGUGUGCAUUCACCCUCGGUUAGAAUGGUCUCCAUUUCAUUUCAAAGGAGAGGAUCAGGCUAUCUGAAUAUAAACACAAUUUGAUGUUAAUUUAUUCUAAGUGCACCCUGAUUUUAAUUGUCCUAAAGAAUCCUGCCUUUGUUCAUACUGUGUUAAAUUUUUUAAAAAUUUGUGACAGGAUUGUAGCAAAUUAUUAUUUAAGGAAAAAUAAAUUACAUAAGAAUUUGAAUGUGGUAUUUUUAAAUAGCGGCUUUUAUGUAUCCUG
This is a messenger RNA of Neomonachus schauinslandi (Hawaiian monk seal), 4106 nucleotides long. It is a transcript of the gene PTPN3, whose product is annotated as protein tyrosine phosphatase non-receptor type 3. Gene Ontology annotation, biological process: protein dephosphorylation. Bases 1 to 2742 code for a protein of 913 amino acids. The record is from RefSeq and is a predicted model, not a curated record. Lineage: Eukaryota; Metazoa; Chordata; Mammalia; Carnivora; Phocidae. The transcript has 25 exons. Gene Ontology annotation, molecular function: cytoskeletal protein binding; protein tyrosine phosphatase activity. Gene Ontology annotation, cellular component: cytoplasm; cytoskeleton; cytoplasmic side of plasma membrane.